This is a messenger RNA of Daucus carota subsp. sativus, 1953 nucleotides long. Its product is annotated as calcium uptake protein, mitochondrial. NCBI's taxonomy places the organism in Eukaryota, Viridiplantae, Streptophyta, Magnoliopsida, Apiales, Apiaceae. Gene Ontology annotation, molecular function: calcium ion binding. The record is from RefSeq and is a predicted model, not a curated record. The transcript has 7 exons. Gene Ontology annotation, biological process: calcium import into the mitochondrion; mitochondrial calcium ion homeostasis. The coding region runs from base 77 to 1453 and encodes 458 amino acids. Gene Ontology annotation, cellular component: uniplex complex.
AAGUCUCCUGAACAUUUUGUAAUAUCUACAUUUAUCUCCUGACUCUUAACUCUCAUCUCUCUCUCUGCUACAUACUAUGUCCUGGUCAAAUCUCCGACGAACUUCGCCGUUGCUCCGCCCUUUGACCGCAAUACGACACCGUCAGACUCGCCAUCUGACAUCCUCAGCGCAAACGCCUCUCAUCGUAGACUCCAAUUUAGGUCAAAACUUAAGCUCCUUGCUCAGAUGGUUCUCGGGAUUCGCGAUCACUUCCGGCGUUGCAUACACAACUUACACGUAUUCCAACUCUGAUGAUGCCUCACUUGUUGAUUGUAACGAUGACUCUCCAUCUCCACGCUUCUUUUUCGGAGAGGCAUACCGGAAAAAAAUAUUCUUCAACUAUGAAAAACGUAUAAGGAUGCGUAGUCCUCCUGAAAAGGUUUUCGAGUAUUUUGCAUCAGCUAAAAGCACCCAAGGAGAAGUUUUAAUGACACCUGCAGAUUUGAUGCGUGCAACAGUUCCUGUAUUCCCUCCUUCAGAAUCGCACCUUGUUAGGGACGGAUAUCUGCGAGGGGAGAGGAGUCCUGGGCAUUUGCGUUGUGAUCAUUCAGAUUUUUUCAUGCUUUUCGAUGUAAACAAUGAUGGGCAUAUAUCAUUUAAAGAGUACAUAUUUUUUGUCACACUGCUCAGCAUACCAGAAUCAAGCUUUUCAGUAGCAUUUAAAAUGUUUGACAUUGACGGGAGUGGAGAGAUAGAUAAAGAAGAAUUCAAAAAGGUGAUGGCUAUGAUGCGAGCUCACAAUAGACAAGGGGCUAACCAUAGGGAUGGACUUCGAGCUGGACUGAAAGUUGGGGGUUCUGUAGAGGAUGGAGGCCUGGUAGAGUAUUUUUUCGGAGAAGAUGGCAACAAGCGACUGCAACAUAAUGAUUUUAUCCAAUUUUUAGAUGAUCUUCAUUAUGAGAUGACGAGGCUGGAGUUUGCUCAUUAUGACUACAAGAAAAGAGGAAGCAUAUCAGCAAAAGAUUUUGCCUUGUCAAUGGUUGCAUCUGCGGAUCUUAGCCAUUUAAGCAAGUUGCUUGAUCGGGUUGAUGAUAUAGACAAUGUGCCGUGUCUAAAUGGUUUACGCAUAACUUUCGAGGAAUUCAAGAACUUCAGUGAGCUACACAGGAAAUUACAGCCUUUUUCACUUGCCCUCUUCAGCUAUGGGCAAGUAAACGGGCUGCUGACAAAGAAGGAUUUUCAACGAGCAGCUUCUCAGGUUUGUGGAAUCUCCCUAACUGACAAUGCGGUUGGGGUCAUAUUUCAUAUAUUCGAUACAAAUCGUGAUGGUUCCCUAAGUUUCGAUGAAUUCAUUAGAGUUCUGCAGAAGCGUGAAAUGGAUAUUCGCCAUCCUACCGAGGCUGGAAUACUGAGCUUUUUGUCACACAUUUGGAACGGUACAGAUAAAUUUAGUGCUGCACGGUUUCUUUCCUAACUGGUCUGCUUGAAAAGCUAAUGCUACUUCCAACUUCUAAGAUGUUUGGCCUCUUGUAUGAAGCAACAAAGCAAAACUAACAGUUUACUUACAUAGUUGACGGCUGAAAGGAUGUACAUAUCUGAAUGAUAUGAUGAAGAUGUUAAACACACAGUAGUGCAGGUCAAAUAUUCUCACAUUAUCAUCUGAGUUUACUGUUAAGAUUCCUAAAUGUGCGCAACCUUUUCUCUUCUGACUGUUACUUUGCGACCAUUAUUGAACUACAACUCUUCUGGAGGCAGAGAUUAUUCCACAGAUUUGUGCAGAUAGAUUGCUACUGAACUCAAUUCUGCAAUCAGAACCGAUGUUUCUUGUCAUGAUUGUAUAAUACUAACUUUUUGUCAAUCUGAUAAACACUUGUAAUUUUCUUAGUAAGUUUAGUGCUGUGUUUUCUUUGGGAGCCUUUUGCUAACUUGUACAGUUGUGAGAACCCUAUUAUUUCAGGGCUUUGUUUACGUGUU